Molecule: messenger RNA, 764 nt
Organism: Daldinia vernicosa
Lineage: Eukaryota; Fungi; Ascomycota; Sordariomycetes; Xylariales; Hypoxylaceae
Exons: 3
Coding region: 194-526 (110 amino acids)
Source: RefSeq, a predicted model, not a curated record
UUUCAUUUUGGCACAGUGCUCUCGUUUGCCCAAGUUAUUAUAUAUCUUCUACAACUUUUCUAUUCAUACUUCACUCCUAAAAUCUACAAUCUUCUAUAUUUGCAACACUACUUAAAACUAUCCCAAAGCAAAAACCAUUCAAUCCGAACACAAACAAGCCACCCGCGCAAGCAUCAAACCAGCCAUUGUCAUCAUGUCGUUCCUCGAAGUAACAGCUCGCCGUCUGGCCACCACCUCUAGAAUUGCCGUGGUACCCGCCACGCGACACUUUAGCACAAGCAUCGCAGCACAAAAAUCAGUCACAGAAGCUGCCAAGGACACAUUAAAAACCGUAGACCGUAAGGUCUCGGACAAACUGGUUGACGGUAUCAAUGUGGGAGCCAACCUCGCAUCGAAAGUAAAAGGCGAAGCAGACACAGGCAAGGUAAAAGGCACAGCGGAAGAGAUCCGCCGCCAAUCAAAGGGCGCAGCCGAAGAGUUGAAAGACAAGGCGAAGGAUACAGCUAAAGAGGCUCAGGAUAAGUAAGGUGAAGGGAAGCGUGUAAGAAUCUAAAUGGAUUGGGGGAAACCCUUGAUGCUGUACUUGCACACUGCCUGGUGUAUGUCUGUAUGAUAAUGAGACCAUCUGAAUUCAUUCGUCUUGAAUAGUACGAAAUGCUAUUGUCAAGCGCAGCUUAAUUCAAUUUAGCAAUACUUUACAUUCAGCAGCAAAAACAAGCUAUUAAGAUUACACCAUUCAACAAAACAAGCAUUCCUACAGUGCC